Molecule: messenger RNA, 4562 nt
Organism: Pecten maximus
Lineage: Eukaryota; Metazoa; Mollusca; Bivalvia; Pectinida; Pectinidae
Product: lysophosphatidylcholine acyltransferase 2-like
Exons: 13
Coding region: 102-1562 (486 amino acids)
Molecular function (GO): calcium ion binding
Source: RefSeq, a predicted model, not a curated record
ACCGUUUCCGUCAGUGAACCGGACAAUGUUGUAAAAGCCAUAUUAUCAACACGUAAAAAACAUGAAAAGAAACGUAGGGAAUUCCUCGUCAGGAAUCUCUGAUGACGCCAGUUGUUCCUAAUCCAUUUGUGCACCAGAUCGACCUCACAAAUAUGGACAAGAUCAGGAUAGCACUGAUGUCUGUGUUCGUAGUCCCAUUCCGCCUGAUUUUCUGUGCCAUUUUCCUUGUGUCUGGCUUCGCAUUAGCAAAAAUAGCCCUGGCAUUCAGGACCCCAGAGGAGAAACAGAAACCUCUUUGUGGAUGGAGAAACUUGUUACGACCACUGGUUGUUCUGAUGUGCAGAGGAUUAUUCCUGGCUGGUGGAUUUCACUGGGUAACAAUUAAGGGGAAGAGAGUGUGUGCUGAGGAAGCACCUAUACUUACCCUUGUUCCACACUCGACCUACUUUGAUGCUCUACCUGUUGUAGCCUUGGAACUCACUACCAUUGUUGCAAAGUCUCAAGCUGAAAAAGUGCCAUUAUUUGGAACUCUCAUGGAGUUCACACAACCAGUCUAUGUGAAUCGUGAGGACCCUAACUCUCGACAGAACACGAUCAAAGAGAUCAAUCGCCGGGCCAUGUCGGGAGGCCAGUGGCCUCAGAUCAUUAUUUUCCCAGAGGGCACCUGCACAAACAGAAAGGCUGUCAUCAAUUUCAAGUCAGGUGCUUUUUACCCCUGUAUGCCUGUUCAGCCUGUUUGUAUACGCUAUCCAAAUAAAAUGGACACAUAUACAUGGACAUGGGAAGGACCUGGGGCGUUUGCCUGCUUUUGGCUGACACUAUGCAACUUCCACAAUUCCAUGGAAAUAGAGUUUUUACCUGUUGUUGUUCCAAAAGAGGGAGAAAAAGAUAAUGUUAAACUGUUUGCUGAGAGGGUGCGAAGCAUUAUGGCAGAAUCAUUAGGGGUACCAACGACUGAUCACUCAUUUGAUGAUUGUCGACUAAUGAAGCAGGCAGGCAAACUAAAGAUGCCAUUGUCGACUGGACUUGUAGAGUUCUCUAAACUUCAUAAUAAACUCGGGGUAAAGCUUGAAGAUUUACAGUCAAUGUUAGAAAGAUAUUCAUCUAUAGCACCAAAUAAGACAGGGGUGAUAACUCUAGAUGAAUUUGCUUGCUACCUGCGUCUGCCAAAGUCUGAGGCUCUGGAACAAGUGUUUGCCCUUUAUGACAGGAACAGUUCUGGAAUGAUAGAUUUUCGGGAGUAUGUCAUAGGACUGUCUCUGGUGUCGUCUCCUGCAAACACAGAAGAAACCAUCAAGCUGGCCUUCCAGUUGUUUGAUCAAGAAAACAAAGGUUAUAUCAGUCGGGAAGAUCUCACAGGGAUCCUACAAAAUGCAUUUGGAAUGGAAGACGUGGAUGAGUUGUUUGAACGGGUGGACACAAAGAACGACGAGAAAAUCACUUAUGAUGAAUUCAAGGCAUAUGCAGAAUUACAUCCUGAAUAUGCGAAAUUAUUUACAACGUACAGAGAUGCAAAAACAGCACCUACAAAUGGAAAUGUGGCUCACACUAAAUCAGAGUAGUGGAUUAUCAGUAGUAGAGAUUUGUUCUUUUACUUGGCAGGUGGUUUUAUUAUUUGAGAUACACAUUUCUGCUGUCAGUCAAUGACAAAUAUGUAACGUCCAUUCCAUUUCAUGAAAAAAGGGCUCAUCAUUGGCUAACACAAAUUAUAAUGAGAUGUAUGAUUAUGAUUUAACAUUUUAAGUUUUCUGUAUUUUCAUAAACAUACAAUGCUGGGUCAUUAGUAAUGGGUUAGUCAUGAGUUUUUAUAAACCAAUUUUUUAAUUCCAGAAAAAAAAACGAAUUCAAAGAAAAAAUAUCAUAUCAAACAAAAUAGUUAUUUUUUUUAAGGAAAGGAAGUUAUGUAUUGUAUUUGUUGUUAAACUAAAGCUGUAUGCUACCUUAGACCUUAUACAGAUAACUAUGAGUUAUCUCCCUUACGUAGUGUAAUUGAUAAGAAUUAAGUGUAUCUUCACAUUUAUUCUGGUGUUACUUUCUGUUUAUUUUUAUUUGUAAAAGAUAUUAGACCGAAUCAUUGGAACUCUUUUUUGAAAAGAGGUAGUGGAGUGAGGUAGCACAUACAUCCUGAAAAACAUUGAAACUUUCUCAAUCAUUUAUAAUAUUUUGAUUUUAUUACGUAAUUGUUCUGACAUUUCAAAACCUUCAAUUGAACAUUGUUUUUGUUUUCUGUUUUUGAUUUACUCAAUUUUAAGAUCGAAAUUUUAAAAAUAUAUUCCUUUCACUUUAGUGUGAUAGGCCAGUCCGUUGGAUGUUCAGUAAAUAAUGUGAUAUUUUUCUACAACCGUGAAAAUACCAAAUCUGUCUCAUUACAAAACAGACAUUGGUGCCAAAACAGUAUAUUUCUUCCUACUUUAUACAACAUUCACUUUUUCACGAAUGUUUAUUUUGUAAUGUGAUAAGAAAACUGUAUUUUCUAUCCAAGUUUCUUGCAGCAAAUAUCCGAGAUUAUUGAUAAAUUUUGAUGUGUGCAAGGCACUUUUUUUAGUUGUAUGACAAUGUUUAUGGGUGCUUGUUUGAGUGACAGUAUUGGAAUAUCAUAUUAUAUCUGAUUUCUUUGGACAAAGAUCAUCUUCAACUUGUGAGUACUGAACAAGCUUUAUAUUAUUUAAAUUAAUGUUUAGGAAAAUGUAUGUCCAGAUCCAAGAAAAAUGCCUCAAUUUUUGGGAAAUUCAGAUUUCUUUAAAAGAAAAUAUGAACAACUGAAGUAAAACCAAAUGGUGAAUUUAUUGAACUAAAAAAUGUAAAAGAAAUAUUCAAUGUAAGGUCACAGAUAAGUGUUUUCUUGACAUAAAGGCAAAAAACAGAAGAAGAAAAAAAAGGGGAAAAAAAGUAAUUUAUUGCUAAAUAUAUGUGAUCAAUGUUUGUAAGGUGAUCUGGUACAGAGAGCUCAAAAUGAAUGUGUAUGUCAUGAGAUAGAGAGUUGCGAGAUUUUAAUAAAAGGAAGCUUGCACCAAAUGGAGUAUGCUUGGUUUUAGGUUUUGAGUAAUUACGCUGCCUUAAUAUCGUAUGUAUGUGCACAAAGGAGUGUGUGAUGUUUUUAUAUCAGAAAUGCUUGGUUCUUAACUUUCAUAUUAUUGGCAAAGAAAAAAGAUCUUUUUAUAUGAAGUGAAAUACAUUCUGUAUGUUUGUAUUGUUUCUGGCAGGAAUAAUUGAGUGUUGUGUGGUACUGAUUUCUGUAUGGCAGUCCAAGCUCUGUUUCAUGGUACCGGUAAUGUAUGAUAGUUUUAGCUGUUUAUGUUAAAUCGUGUAGUCCAAAAUUCACAAUGGAGGCUCAAACUGCAAAUUUGAGCUCAUGAAGUUUUGAAAGAUGGCGUUGUUACCUGUUGUGCUCCUGCUGGAGUUUAAUCAUCAGUUUUGUGCUCAUUGAGUGUUUCAACCGCAGAUUUUUCUAGGGUCUUUUUCAUAAUAUAAACUGUGAUUUUCAAAUGGAGGCUCAAACAUCACAUUUGAGCUCAUGAAUUUUGUCAGUCAAUCGGUGAAAUAUUAUUGAGAAAUGACUAAAAGUCGUCUGGUUUUCAUAUUAAUGUCUGCUAUCUGUCUCACAGACUGCUUAGGUAUCCUCAAAUAUAUCGGGGUCCAAAUAGUUAUCAAACAGUCAAAAUACUUUUUAUAUUACCUUAAAAUAUACAGAUAAUGUAAGUACUAUUAAACCAGACUGAGAAAAUAACAUAUAGCCAAAUGAUUAAACGCUAGAAUUAGUUCGUUAACUAUAAUUUAGUUAUUCACAUAUCUUUAUGCAAAGCAAAUAAUGGUUUUCUCAUGCUGCUUUCAGCUUUAUUUAUUUAAGAAUUUGUUGUUGCGAAUUCAAGAUGAAGCAAUGUUCAACUCGCCUCUGAGCUGACCGUCACUCUUUAAUGUUUGUGAUGUCACAGAUAAAGAUCUUCAAUGAAAACAAUAAUUAUAUUGCUCUAUCUAAUUGGAUACUGCAUGCCAUAUGUUCGUAAAUCUCAAAAAGAUUGAAGAAAUCUCCUACCAAAUAUACAAAAAUAUAUUAUACACAGUAUCCUCCUACUAAAUAUACAAAAAUAUAUUAUACACAGUAUCCUCCUACCAAAUAUACAAAAAUAUAUUAUACACAGUAUCCUCCUACCAAAUAUACAAAAAUAUAUUAUACACAGUAUCCUCCUACCAAAUAUACAAAAAUAUAUUAUACACAGUAUGAGGACACUUAAGAUACUGCCCAUGUUAUAUAUACAAAUUGAGUUUUAAUACAUAGUUUCUGAGGUUCACACUAGAGUAUAUAGAUAUGUGUCGGUAGUUUUCCUAUUUUGCUCAUUUUGUCCUUCUACAUGAAAACUUGUUGGCACUGUAAUCAGUUACAAUAAUGUAAGUAUAUAUUUAGUAAGGUGUUAGUAUCCAUUUUCAAGUUAAACAAUGGUGUUUAUAAUCUAAUUAAACAUGAGUUUUCAUUGUCUAAUAAAUAGUUUUUGGUGCUGGGUUAAAAUUAUUCACCAUUUCAGUGUUUAAAAUGAUAUUGUUUAAUUAAACACUUAUUAAGACUG